Molecule: messenger RNA, 867 nt
Organism: Abrus precatorius (Indian licorice)
Lineage: Eukaryota; Viridiplantae; Streptophyta; Magnoliopsida; Fabales; Fabaceae
Product: heavy metal-associated isoprenylated plant protein 33-like
Exons: 3
Coding region: 111-824 (237 amino acids)
Molecular function (GO): metal ion binding
Source: RefSeq, a predicted model, not a curated record
UUUCAACGAUUUGGCUGCAAAAAAAAGAAACUGUUUAAUACACUUUCAUUUGAGUCCUUCUUGACCCCAUUUCACUGUUCUCUCCAAUAGACUAUAAUCUGACCACAAACAUGGCAAAAGAAGUGGACUUCAAGAAUAUUGAAUUGAAGGUGUCAGCUAACUGUUGUGAAGGAUGCAAGAGGAAAGUUAAGAAGGCACUGAGAAACACUGAAGGUGUUUUGAACAUAUACAUAGACCCCUUGCAGCCGAAAAUAACAGUAUUAGGAAAUGUGAACCCACACAUUUUGAUUAAAAAGCUUCUAAAAGUUGGAAAACGUGCAGAACUGUGUAGCUAUGAGAAAGUUGAAGCUGAAAAGGAGGAAGAGAAGGAAAAACAGGACACAGUGUGUGAGCAACAAAAACAUCCUCAUGGAUGUGACAUUAAAAUUGAGAAGAUUAAGGAUGUCACAAAAGGAGGCAAAAGAAAAUCUUCAGAAGAAGACAACAAAAUGACUUCAAAUACUCCUAAUCCUCAAGAAAUGAAGAAAGACCCCUUUUUACCUCCUCAUCAAGAAGUGAAUUUCAUGGUUCAUCCAAGCAUGCACCCUUAUAGUAACAUUAAAAAUCACCCUCAGUAUUGUUACAUUGUCCAGCCUAGCCCAGUUGCAAUACCCUAUUAUGCAAUUCCUUCAUAUUCAGCUCCUCCUCUGCCUCAAGCUAAAGCUAGUGUUGAAGAGUACUACCACUUUGACAUGCCAAGAUUUCAGCCCCCAUUUUUGAGACCAACAGUGCAAGUAGGGGACUAUUUCAGUGAUGAAAACACCAUGGGAUGCCAUGUGAUGUGAAUGUUAGCUAUCCCCAUUAUACACCAUAUUUGUGGCUUAACAU